Messenger RNA from Equus caballus (horse), 1560 nucleotides. RefSeq names its product ribonucleotide reductase regulatory TP53 inducible subunit M2B (gene RRM2B). The record is from RefSeq and is a predicted model, not a curated record. Lineage: Eukaryota; Metazoa; Chordata; Mammalia; Perissodactyla; Equidae. Gene Ontology annotation, molecular function: ribonucleoside-diphosphate reductase activity, thioredoxin disulfide as acceptor. Gene Ontology annotation, cellular component: cytosol. Gene Ontology annotation, biological process: deoxyribonucleotide biosynthetic process.
CGCGCCUGGCCUCUAGGUUGCGAGUUGCGGCGACGGCUUGCAGGGUGCCCGACCGCUGUAGGAAAUUUUACUCUUUGCUGUCGGAAACCCGGUGCAGGCCUGGCUCCGAGCCCGCGCCGCAGCCUGGUUUCGCCUUUGCUAGCCCGGGAGGCUGUCCCCGGGAAGGAUGAUGAUAUGCAGAUCAAAUGACAUGCCUGAAAACAUGAAUAAUACUCUGCACUUAUUAGAUUAUCAUCAGAUACCAACGAAAAUGAAGCGAAGUCAAAUGAAGAGCCUCUCCUGAGAAAGAGUUCUCGCCGAUUUGUCAUCUUUCCAAUCCAGUACCCCGAUAUUUGGAAAAUGUAUAAACAGGCACAGGCAUCCUUCUGGACAGCGGAAGAGGUUGACUUAUCCAAGGAUCUCCCUCAUUGGAACAAGCUUACAUCAGAUGAGAAGUAUUUUAUCUCUCAUGUCUUAGCCUUUUUUGCAGCCAGUGAUGGAAUUGUGAAUGAAAAUUUGGUGGAGCGCUUUAGUCAGGAGGUGCAGGUUCCAGAGGCUCGCUGUUUCUAUGGCUUCCAAAUUCUCAUCGAGAAUGUUCACUCAGAGAUGUACAGUUUGCUAAUAGACACUUACAUCAGAGAUCCCAAGAAAAGGGAAUUUUUAUUUAAUGCAAUUGAAACAAUGCCAUAUGUUAAGAAAAAAGCAGAUUGGGCCUUGCAAUGGAUAGCAGAUAGAAAGUCUACUUUUGGGGAAAGGGUGGUGGCCUUUGCUGCUGUAGAAGGAAUUUUCUUCUCGGGAUCUUUUGCUGCUAUAUUCUGGCUAAAGAAAAGAGGUCUUAUGCCUGGACUCACUUUUUCCAAUGAACUCAUCAGCAGAGAUGAAGGGCUUCACUGUGACUUUGCUUGCCUGAUGUUUCAGUACUUAGUAAAUAAGCCUUCGGAAGAAAGGGUCAGGGAGAUCAUUGUUAAUGCUGUUGAAAUUGAGCAGGAGUUUUUAACAGAAGCCUUGCCAGUUGACCUCAUUGGAAUGAAUUGUGUUUUGAUGAAACAGUAUAUUGAGUUUGUAGCUGACAGAUUACUUGUGGAACUUGGAUUCUCAAAGGUUUUUCAGGCAGAAAAUCCCUUUGAUUUUAUGGAAAACAUUUCUUUAGAAGGGAAAACAAAUUUCUUUGAGAAACGAGUUUCAGAGUAUCAGCGUUUUGCAGUUAUGGCGGAAACCACAGAUCAUGUCUUCACCUUGGAUGCGGAUUUUUAAAACCUUCCCAUAUCUAAACCUGUCAUUGGUAAAUAGCAGUCUAUUUUUCUCUGCUUUUUUUUAAAAAAAACUUUAUCUCCUUUAGGGAAUAGGAGUUUGCUCAAAAGGAAUCCAAAACCAAAUUUCAAUCAAGUUGAAUUUUUAUAAAUACACUCUAAUUUUCCUGUUUAACAACCAGAAUGUGACCUAAAUGCUUUUGUUUUGUCACUAAGAUAUAAGAUGGCAUUAUGUAGGGGGCCGGCCCAGUGGCGUAGUGGUUAAGUGCACAUGCUCCGCUUCAGUGGCCCAGGGUUCACAGAUUCGGAUCCUGGGUGCGGACCUAGCGCC